ACGAAACGCAUCGAGAACCAUGACGGCGCGUCGUGUCAUUUAGAAGUGCGCCCACGUUCGCCGUACGAGAUCGAUAAACGGUAGAGUGUUACUAGAAACGAGCAUUCGCUUGCGCACCGGGAACGAACCGCUGGUGUACUCGUUGGAAAAAUAGGAAACAAUGGCCGUGAUGAAAGCAACAACGGAACGUUAACGAUAGCGGCGGUGGCGGCGACGGUGGCGGUGGCGAAGGUGCAGAGUGUCGGUACCGGUGUCCGGUGACAGUGAUAACGGUGACAAUAAUUCCCAUUCGCGUAUCUCACGGAUAUUGCGACAGCACGGGCAGACAAACCGUAACGCCGCUAAAAAGGAUACGUAUCGAUUCGAAGAAGAUGUGUUCCCCGUACGUGCGUCUCUCUCCGUCGUCCACGACGUCGAACGGAACGAUUCGACACGUUUUGCCACGAACGUACGGAUACUUGGAUCGACGGUGGUUCUCGAUACGUUCGGCGUGCUAGCCAUACGUUCGAAUCUCGCGAUUAUCCGUGCGUGGUUACCCCGCGCUCUGUUAUGGUCGUGUACGAAAUAUGGCGUGCCAGUUCCACGACACGAUCACUUAACACGAUCGCCUAAUCGAUCGUAAGUGAAUCGAUCGAGCGUGUGUCCUCGCGGUGACUUUUAUUUGUUUGUUUUUUUUAGCUGCAUUGAAAAUGAAAACGCUCGGCGCGAGCGGUCCGUCCGGCGAACGGUAACGGCACGCGAGACGCCAACGGAGUAACCAGAGACGCUCAGACAGAGACAGAGAGAGUGAGAGAGAGAGAGAGAGAGUGAGAGAGGAAAGAAGAAGCCACGAUAAUGAAGGAGCACGGAAGCAAACUUCCGCCGGAGCAGCCCGCGAAGAUUCUCAAGUCACUGUUGAAAAAGCCCGGCCAAUCGAAGGCCAGGUCGCAGAAGAACCGUGUGGUGAUCAACGAGAAGCUGAACGAGUUCUUCGCCGCUGAUUACAUAAUAUUGAUAAAGGAGGAAUGUUGCGCGGAUUACGAGGAGGACUGCGACUGUUGCUGCCAGGAACACGAGCUGAUACGGCUGGGGAACUGCAAGGAAUGCCGGGCCGAAUUGAAUUUACGUUUCGGCGUUUCCGAUAACGGUCGAUACCACGACGUGGACAGGGACGAGGAGAUAAUACACGGGAACGCGGUCAGGGAGCAGGGUUGCGGCAGCGAGCGGUUCGAUUGCGUCGAGCUGCACGUGGAGGACGAGGAGGAGGAGUACGAGGUGGAGGUGGACGCCGAUGAGGACGAGGACGAGGACGAGAACGAGGAGGAGGAGGAGCUGGACCUGGACGAGGACAAGGAGGAAGAGGAAUCGAACGAUCGGUUGUUAGAAGCUCAGACGAAGGAUGCAAGAGCCAGGAAGAGACCAGGAAGGGGGAGGAUCGACGGGGCGCCGGAUAAUGGAAAUCGAAAGCCGGAUGCACGCGAAACGAGCGUCUCUGUCCUCUUGCCACCGACGAUAUCGCCUCCGCCGCCGCCACCACCUCCACCGCCACCUCCACCACCGCCACCACCUCCCCCAAGACUACCAGGAACGCUGGACGGAACGUCGUCGCCGGUCCCGCGGCCGGAACACCAGCACGAAACUCUCAGCCCGCCAGAGGGCUACAAGGAUGUUUACUCAAACGAUUCGAAUAUCGAAGGGGAAUCGCCGUACGAGCAGGAGAAGGUAGCGGAGAACGACGAUGAGAACUCGAAGAAAUUGACGGAGCAGUUGCAACGAACUACGUCUACCGAGGCGCGUCAUCGAUAUCUCGUGGAGACGAUAACCAUGACAACGGUCACGGAGCGGCGUAUUGUUCGCGAGAUCAGUCAAGAAGAAGAACGCGUCGUUCGGCGGGAAGAUAUCGAUCCAUCGAACGAGAGGAGAGGCGACAGGAAGAAUGUCACCGAGAGGAUGGCUUCUCACGACAGUCUUUGCCUCGUCGACGACCGUCAACGAACAUUGCCCGGGAAACCAACGAACGGUAUGGAACAAGAUCAAGACGAUCGACUCUCUCAAAAUGAAACGCAGUCGGACGCGAAGGAACUCUCUCUCGUGUUCAAACUCGGUAGCUCUUCUCUAGCGACCAACAGCUUGAAACCGAAUUCCGCGGUCAGGCAAUUGUUUCCAAAUCCAAAAUUCGUUUCACCGCCUCCUAGCAAGCUGAUCUCUUCGACGAGUUCCAUCGACGAUCCGCAAGACUGUCUCCUUGCACACGCUGGUACAGAUAGCUUGCGAUUGUUCGACAACGCGAAGAGAUCGAAGCUCACAGAGAGCCAAAGCGCAGAUUCCUUCGACGAGGACUCGAAUCUGAUCAGAAGAACGAUCGAGAGAAACACGCUGCGCAGAAGUCUGUUCAAUAAAUACCGGUCGAGCUCGCGGAAGAAGAAUCCGCCGUUGAAAAACUUGUCCCUGGAGGAACGAAUACGCCAGCUGACCUGCGUGGAUCAGGAGGAGGGCGACGCGUGUCCCAAUUCGACGGACGUGAACGAAUCGGUGGCGGUUCUCGACGUCGACGCCGAAUUAGCGGCACGCGCCUCGCCGCUGGAGCAAGAAGCAGCGUUGACGUCGACGAAAUCGCUUCUUCAGAGUCAGACUACCGAUAUGAACGAGAUUCCAGCGUCGCAGACUGCUGCAGCAGGGUUCGGUCUAUCGUCUGGCGCAACGAUGGCGGCGAUACCGUCCACGGCGGCGACGUUGCUUGCAUCGAACGCGUCUACGACCGUCGCGGUUUCGAAUUAUCACAAGCAACACUCUCUAGCCAGUGGUUCGAACCCCGCUACGGAUCAUUCGCACAAUCAUUCGACUUAUAGGAAGCUGACGGACCUGUUCGUGCACAAGAAGAAUUCAAACAUGCCGGAUCUCGGUCUUGGGAACAAUGGCAAGAGCAACAACAUCGGCAAAGAGUGUCAACAGUCGCGUAACUCUGUCAUGAAGACGAAUAAUUCGGACGCGCGUAGACAGUUCUUGGCGAGUCUGGCGCCAUUGUCGUGCGUAACGGUAAACAGCACCGAUACUCAGGAAGACUAUUACAGACACGAUUCUAGGAUGAUGGCUAACGAAAAUCGCGAUUCAUCGGCUAAUUAUAACACCAUUUCGCCGUACAGUUUGGAAGACAUCGAGGCGGCUUUGCGCGAGGACGAUCAAAGUUACGUGGGUCCUCCGGAUGUUACCAAAGGUACUCCGAUGCUCACCAGCAGACCCGACAUAGGCGACAACAUGUCCGACGAGUUGCUCGCGUUCGUCGAACAGGACAAGUUUAGAACCGAGAGAAUAAAACGUCGUUACAACGAGACGGAAGAUCAUUACAUGCCCAAGUUGAAUAAUGCCAAUAGCUACGUGGCUGAGAACAGGCUCGAUAGAAUCAUCGAUGGGAAGAGCGACGGGGACGACGGACGACAGCAGUUUGGCGUCGCGCAUCGCGACGACGUGAACAGCAACCGUGUGAAUAACGAGAACAAGAAUCGUGGCCAAGUACAAUGCAACGCUGGUCAUCGAUACGAUAACAAUAGAGUGAACAAAGACGAUAGAAACGGCGGCAACGACGACAACGACGAGGACGACGACGAUGAAUUGAACGAUUAUGGGUUCAAUCGCAGACCAUCGGUAACUGGCAUCAAACAACGGCUCUCGAACAGCACUUCCGACGAAACCUUCCAUCGAAUGGUUCUAGAAACCAACGACGCCGCGGCUGUACCUGGCUCGAACUUUCAAUCGCCGUUGCCGAGCUAUCAGGAGAACAAUUGCGUCAAGAUCGACGGUCGAAUCGCAUUGUACGACGAGACGAUCGAUGACUCUGUCCCGCAUUCGAUCAUCGGUACCUUGGUCACCGACGACCGCGACGCCAACACCAUCAACAGAAUAAACACGAUGCAGAAACAGAUCGACGAUAUCUAUCAAACGAUCGUCGAGAACACCAACGUCGCUGCUCAGAGUUCGUUGGAGCACGGUGGUCCCUGCACGGAGGACGCGUACGCGCGACAGCACGCGCAGCUACCAGCCAACCACGAUGCAAGCUUCCGUUUCUAUCAGGAGCAGAGAAACGGCCAACAAUACUUCCAAGAGCAAUUGAACGGUGGAAAUACCCGAGCACAGCGCGGCGUCGCAGCCGGAGCAGAGGACAUCGACGCCGCCAGCGCCCGGCGUCGCGAUCCCGUCGUAACGACGCUCUCGAAUUAUCGGUGCAACAUAAUGCCCGCCGCGAACACUACGUUGCCCAGCAGCAACGGCAAGUGCUAUCGCACCAUGUAUUUCGUCCCAUACAACGGGCUCUCCGAUCCAACCUAUCAGAACAUCCAACGCAUUCUACCGGCCCAUCCAUCUCCAAGUUACGCCAGCCACAUCGAACGGUAUCCGUACCCUUGCUCGAACAAGAACGAUCAUCGGCCGCAAACGCAACCCCAGCCACUGCCCGCGUCGCAACAGCAGUUCAAGUAUUACCAGUUAGGGAAUCGUUCGCUGUCGCCUAUAUCGAACAUCACGCAAACCAACCUUGCUUCACCGGUUCCUUCGGGUUCGAUCGGCCACUCGGUGCCCCCCGGGCCCGGAACUUCCCCGCCUUUCGACUCGCGACUCGCUGCGAUCUCGUCUCCCAACCCCAUCGCGUUGCAACCAGCGCAACAAACCUUGCAUCUUCAUCUCCACCAUCACCAACAGCCGGACGAUUUCCGAAUUUCCGGCGUAGCCUUCUCGCCGGUCCCCCAAACCGCGAACCAUUCCUUGCAAGUCCACCACCAUCAGCAUCAGCAUCAUCGACACCAUCAUCAGCCCACCUUCUAUCGAUUACCAUCGACCAUCGCCGCCGCGACGGCACCCUCUUCCUCCUCCUACACCGUGAUCGCACCCUCGAGAUGCGCCACGUACGCAGGCACCGGGGUUGCGACCACCGAGAGUUCAUACCGAUUCUAUCAAGUGCACCUAGGUCGCACAGUGGUCACACCAUCCUCCGAGCUCCAGUCAGCUCAAACGUUCUUGUCCUCCUCCUCCUCUACGAUCGCUUCUUGCGCCACCACCUACUCACCCUCGUUGCCAACCUCGUCUUCGUACACGUCCCCCCUCUCCUCGUUGCCCACCGUCACGGUCACCCCUCAACAAACGUCUACCCUAGUGCUUCCAAAUCAUGUUCCCGAACCUACGCGUGUAGCCAACCAACCCGUUCCCACGCCUUGCACCUCCGCCACCUCGUUGUCCUCCUCGUCCUCCUCGUCCUCCUCGUCUUCCUCGACCUGCUCGUUCUCCUCCUCGUCAUCUUCCUCCUGUUCCUCGUCGUCUUCGUUGCAAAUCCCUUGCUCCCCCUCGAAGCUACAACAGCAACAAGCUCUCGGGCCCUACGCGGUGAUAGAGCGCGGCGUUCCGGAAGGAGCCGCGAGCGCGUCCUCUCACGAUCUUCCACAACCAGGAGUUUUGCUCACGUCUAACACUUACGUGGCGCGCAAUCCCACAGGCGUGUCUCUGCCAACCCAUGCACCGAAUUCGGUUUACUAUGCGAUGAACGUUUAAACACAGUCUUUACUUCGGUAAAGUUUCAUAUACCAAAGGGUUUCCCGGAUACGCGAACGAAUGGUCUACGCCUGCGGCAUAUAUGUUUGUAUAUCGAUGCAUGGUCAUUCAUUCCACUCGGGUAAACAGAGUCUACGGUAAACUUACUACGCUAAGUAUCCGCCUACGGUUAGAGACCCUUACCCCCCUUCUACGUGCCGUAUUGUGUUUGAUGGGCCGCGACGCAUACGUAAUGCGUGUCAAAUGGCGUUCCUUUAUGGCGAUAGCGAUGCGACGAUCGGUUUUCUGCAUCACGGUAGCCCUCGCGUCACGAUUAAAUUAACUUUCCAACGGCAGCAAAAGAAAAUAAGUCUCAGGACCCGGCGCGUUAUGCCGCAAAGCAACUUUGUUUCGUCGUGUGUCACACUGGCAACGUGCAUACGUUGUCAUCGAUUCUAGUCACGGUAAAAUACGUACGCUAAUUAACCACAAGUAUAAACCAAAGUACGUUUCAAGACGUUUAUGUAUGCGUGUAAGUGUAUAGCUGACGAUUCAAAUUUAAUUCGAUAUUUGCGGUGGAAUUGAUACAGUAAUUAGGAAUGUCAUGGCGAGAAAAGAACAGGUACAAUGUGUAUCGUGAACCAAAGUUAUUUUAUUUCGAUUAGCGCCACGGUUUCGUACAAAACAAAUUACCUUAAAUUGUUUCGUUAGAGUGUCUGUAAGAAUGCGAUACAAUCAGUACCGUACGCUCCAGGAUUCGUAUUUGCUUCAACUUUCGUCGUUUACGUUUGUGCAAUAUUCUGCCGUCGUCUCUUCCGUUUCCUCUAAGCACUCCCCCCCCCCCUCCCCCACUUAUUU
Colletes gigas is the source of this 6351-nucleotide messenger RNA. RefSeq lists its product as uncharacterized. Bases 835 to 5514 code for a protein of 1559 amino acids. The transcript has 4 exons. NCBI's taxonomy places the organism in Eukaryota, Metazoa, Arthropoda, Insecta, Hymenoptera, Colletidae. The record is from RefSeq and is a predicted model, not a curated record.